CUAUUUAGCAGAUAAUUGAGGUUCUAAGAGAAAAUAUUGCAACAAUAAAAGGCUCUACUAUUGAAGAUAAUUUGUACUGUAUUAGUGUACACUACCGACGUGUCAAGAGGGAAGAGUUCUCAAACUUAUAGGAUGUUGGUGUCCUCAAAGAGAUUGUGGAGUCCAUUAUGAAAGCUUACCCAGAUUUUCAAAUCUCGGGAGGAAGAAAGAUACGGCCAAAGAUAAAGUGGGAUAAAGGUCGUGCACUAUUGUAUUUGUUAGAGACUCUUGGCUUUGACAACUUUAACCAUGUUAUUCCAAUUUACAUUGGGGAUGACAAAACAGAUGAAGAUGCUUUUAAGGUUAUAGUUGAGAAAGGGGAAGGUUUUCCAAUAAUAGUUUCUUCGGUUGCUAAAGAGACCAUGGCUUCUUUUUCUCUGCGUGACCCUUCUCAUGUUAUGACCUUCUUGAUACGUUUAGCAAAAUGGAAAAGGAACAACUCAUUCAUCACCAAAACCAAACAAAGUUGA
Molecule: messenger RNA, 509 nt
Organism: Arachis duranensis
Lineage: Eukaryota; Viridiplantae; Streptophyta; Magnoliopsida; Fabales; Fabaceae
Product: probable trehalose-phosphate phosphatase I
Exons: 4
Coding region: 168-509 (113 amino acids)
Biological process (GO): trehalose biosynthetic process
Molecular function (GO): trehalose-phosphatase activity
Source: RefSeq, a predicted model, not a curated record